Messenger RNA from Triplophysa dalaica, 1574 nucleotides. Its product is annotated as serine/threonine-protein kinase SBK1. Gene Ontology annotation, biological process: peptidyl-serine phosphorylation; peptidyl-threonine phosphorylation. The record is from RefSeq and is a predicted model, not a curated record. Gene Ontology annotation, molecular function: ATP binding; protein serine/threonine kinase activity. Lineage: Eukaryota; Metazoa; Chordata; Actinopteri; Cypriniformes; Nemacheilidae. The coding region runs from base 93 to 1109 and encodes 338 amino acids. The transcript has 4 exons.
UUCACUCAGAGCUCGGCAUUAGCUUCAGCUGCAGCGGUGGUGCUUCUGUCGUUUAUCUGCGUGUCCUGCACAGCUGCAGAGAGUACAGUGAGAUGAUUGAACUGGGCUCAGUGGAGGAGGGCAGCAGUCUGAUAGAGGAGCUCAUAGAGUUAACAUCUCAAAGUUUAUGCAGGCUGGAGAUUAAAGAACAUUUCAACAUUGUUAAAGAGAUCGGCCGGGGCAAGUAUGGCCGUGUGAUGCUGGUCACCCACCUGUGUAAAGGAACGCCAAUGGCCCUAAAAGUGUUGCCCAAAGCUUCGACCAAACUGCAAUGUUUCCUGAGAGAAUAUUGCAUCUCACUGCUGCUGUCAUGUCAUCCCUGUAUCGUGGGCCUGUUCGGCAUCGCCUUUCAGUCAAACGAGCACUACGGGUUCGCUCAAGAGCUGGUCGAGGGUCGAGAUCUCUUCGCCAUCAUUCAGCCACGGGUGGGCAUCUCAGAAUGUGCAGUCAAACGCUGUGCGGUCCAAAUCUCCAGCGCUCUAGAGUUCAUCCAUCAGCGUGGCCUGGUGCACCGCGAUAUCAAACCCGAGAACAUUCUCCUACUGGACAACCACUGCCGGCGAGUCAAGCUGGCUGAUUUCGGCCUCACCCAGAGACACGGAACCUUCAUCCGUUACAUAUCGGGCACGCUGCCGUAUAUGGCCCCUGAGCUGUGCGCCAUGGUCAUGGAGGAAGGCCAGACGGAGGUGAAAGCUCCUCCGCUCAGCGUGCAACCUAGUUUAGACACAUGGGCGUUUGCCGUUCUGCUUUUCUGUAUUCUCACUGGGUUCUUUCCUUGGGAGCGCUGCCUUGACGGCGACGAUUUCUAUGAGGAGUUCGCAGACUGGCGCAGGGCGCCCAAUACGUCCUCCGUGCCAUCUCAGUGGAAAAGGUUCACUCCCAUGUGCUUGGAGAUGUUUAAAAGGAUGUUAGCGCUGGAUGCCAGUGACAGGUGCUCGAUAGGGGAGGUCAAAGGUUAUGUGGUCGAGGACUGGGUCAGAGCGAAGGACAUCAACGGAUGGGUGGGGGGAAACGGGGAGGUCGGCACCCGCACACCGAGUCCUUGCAGAAGCAGCCGCAGUGGUGAAUAAUGAGUCAUGCGAUUCAUGGAACAGCAAGAUUUGGUGCUUCCGGUACAAAACAGGUUCCUAUAGACUUUUUAUUAUCAAUACAUUUCCUCCUGAUUUUCUUUUCCUCCUGAAAUCUUUCACUUGUCCCUUUAUGACCUUUUCAUGUAACCCCGGUCAUUCAUCAUUCACACACAUACAGAAAAUAGCACUGCAACCAUCUCGGUCGAACUUUCAAUAAUCUCCUGGCAUCUGUUACAGUUGGUGAGGUAUUGAUGGAUCCUGACGUGGUGUUUGUUUUGGUCCCGCUCCAGAGAGACUGUCUCGGUGGGCUGUCGUCGUUCUGGAGGUCAGGGGGUGAUGUUGAUGAACUCCUGAGCUCAGCAGCUCCUUUUGCUAUGCUGCAUAUUUAGGGAGUUACACUUACCAAGAUUGUGUUACCUCCAUCCCUCUAGGGUGGCCCACACACUUAUCAUCAAAGGUCUUUAU